CCGGAGAGGAGGAGAGGAGGCUGCUGCGCUGAGGUGGACGUGGCGGCUCCAGCGGAGCGAGCUUCAGGACGGACCCGAGGACAGGCGGCCAUGACCCGGACCUCCCGCAGCCUGGUCAGGUGUGGCCGCUGACCGCGUUUGAUUCCCAGAGGAGUCAGGGACACGCCCCCAGCCCCUCCCCUCUGGCAGGUCUCUGCAGGGACAGAGGGGGGAGUGGAGGCGUCGGGGAGGAGGACGACCACGGUGGUCCUCAGCUAUUCUUCAGGUGUUGACCCGAGCGAGGUGAGGAGGAUAAGCUCCGCCCCUCACCAUGACAGACUUAGAGAGCGAGUGUUUGAGUCUUGGUCUGCCCCCUGACUGCAGCUCCCCCCCCCCACCCCUGGACCCCUCACUGGACUGUGGACCCGGGGCCGCCGGUUCCGCCCCCCCGCCCUCUCUAGCUCUCCUCUCCUCCGACUGCCCGACGCCCACGCUCAGCUCGCUGGCGGCAGAAGUCGCCGAGCCGCUGGUGAUGCUGCCGUGUGUGAAGAGCGAGCCGGAGGACGGAGACCUGGAGCCCAUCAGGACCGUGGACCUGUCGGAGAUCCAGUCCCUGUCCACCGCAGAGCUGGGCCAGGACCAGAUCAAGAUGGAGAUCAGCGGCCUUGACUACAUAAAGGCAGAGCAUCACGGUCUCCACGGCAACCACCACCUGGGCGCGUUCGACCACAGCGACGUCACGGAGCUGGACUACAAGUCGCACUACGAGCCCAGCUCCGUGUUUGACUACAUCUCCCAGGUAACGGACACGCUGGAGUACAUCAAGUCGGACCACCAUGUGGACCUGCAGUGUUACUACACCACCGAGCUGAGCGCCCUGAAGUCAGAGUACCCAGAAUCCAACGCCAUGUCCACCUACCUGCAGCACAACGCCCUGGAGUCCAUCCACAUGGCCGAGCUCCGCACCGAGCUCAACAAGCUCCGCCCUGACACCCUGCUCGCGGACGGUGCUGGCAAACUGGACCCUGAGUUUGGAGGCGGGGCUCUGUACGAGCUGCAGCCAGCAGUGGACGGGAAGGCGUCCGGGGAGGCGACCGGGCCCGGGCAGACGGGAGGGAGACUGCUCAUCACAAGCAAAGGCCAGAGUCUGACGGUGAGGAAACCUCGUAACAUGCAGGGAGAGAAGCCGUUCUGCUGCACGCAGUGUGGGAAGAAGUUCAGCACGCUGGGAAACCUGAAGACCCACCAGCGCAUCCACACCGGCGAGCGCCCGUACACCUGCUCGCAGUGCGGCAAGAGCUUCGGCCAGGCGGGAAACCUGAAGCGACACCAGCUGAUUCACACGGGCCAGAAGCCGUACGUGUGCGCCCACUGCCCCAAAGGCUUCACCAAGGCCGACGACCUGCGCUCACACCAGCGGCUGCACACCGGCGAGCGCCCGUUCAUCUGCGUGACCUGCGGGAAGAGCUUCGGCCAGUCGAAGGAGCUGAAGGCUCACCAGCUGAGCCACACGGGCGAGCGGCCGUACUGCUGCCAGCACUGCGGCAAGAGCUUCACCAAGGAGACCAGCUACCGCAACCACGUGCAGAUCCACACCGGCGAGAAGCCCUUCACCUGCUCGCAGUGCGGAAAGACUUUCAGCAACUCCGGCGUGUUAAAAACCCACGAGAAGAUCCACUCGGGCGAGCGGCCGUUCGGCUGCACGCAGUGCGGCAAGAGCUUCGGCCGCCUCGGCCACCUGAAGGCUCACCAGCAGAUCCACACGGGCGAGCGGCCGUACGCCUGCCCCCACUGUGGAAAGACUUUCAGCCAAUCGGGUCACCUCAAAGCACACGAGCAGAUCCACAAACGAGAACACGCGGACACGGGCAGCGGCAGCGGCAGCGGCAGCGGCAGCAGCAGCAGCGGCAGCAGCACCGUGGGGAGUGACAGUAGUUAAGAGAAUGUCCGUACCCUUUAACCUUGCGGAAAAACAAAGUAUUAUUCCUUUUUUUUAUAAAUGCUAUCUAUACAUUUUUUUCCUUAUGAAUUCUUUCUUACAUUUUAAUACCUUUUGUGCUCUUUAUAUAUGUGGCAGGGUGGACCGACUGAUUUGCUCUUAUGCAAGUGUCUGUGUGUGUCUGUGUGUGUGCGUGCACACGUGUUCUGUACUGUGUGUGAGCGACUGAGUGACUGAGGGGUUUGUAGAUGAUCUGUAAACUGGUCAGAGUGGGAUCUCUGUCUCUCUCUCUGUCUCUUUCUCAGUACUUAUUUUUAAAGUACUUCACUGAAACAGAAGCACAAACAUGUCUGAAGUUUAGAAACUUCCUUUUGUAUGUUUUUAGUGAAACUGAGCGGAACCUCGUUCACUGUGAAUGAUCCAGAGUUUCACAAAGUGUUACUUGUUCACACCUGCUGUUCAUCUGAUGCUUCGUCUUCACGGUUACAUAUAGUUUUACACCAUCACUGUUGCUAUGGUUACGCCUGGUGGAGUUUUCCAGCCUCUGGAUCAGAGACCGGUGUAAACUGGUCUCGUUUCAGUUUGAAAACUCUGAUUUGUGUUUGAGUCUGAACAGAAACUGAGACUUUAGUAAAUGAUGACGCAGACGUUCUCUUCCUGAUUGGUUCUCAUCAGUCACAUGACUCGACGACCAGAAAACACAUCCCUGCUCCUUUUUCAGAGGAGUUUCUGUUACUAAGCAACCAGCUGCAGAGGAGACAAUCUACAUCCUGUUUACAUCACAUGACCUGUGGAUGUUAAUGGUCAUGUGACGUGUGUUUGUGUUAACAGAUCAAUAUUCCAGAAGCCUGAGGUUGUCUGUCCCACGUGUCCACAUACUUCUGUCAGUGUGAGCGUGUCCUGUCACUAUGACAACCAGAACCAAAGUAUUUUUACUUUUCUCACUGGUUUAUUUACAGUAUUAUUUUCAUAUAGAUCCCAUUUAACUAUUUCAUUGAAGUAAAACAAUGAAUUAUGUAAUUGUGGAACAUACACAGUCAUCGUAAGACUUUCGAAACUUUGUGAACAGAAAAUAUGUUCAUUUUAAUUUGCAUAACAGGAAGUGACAUCUGGUCACGUGGAGACGCAGCAGCAGGUUUGAACGGAUGAGUGUAGAAUGAGUGAAGUUACGUUUGCAAACACUUAAUGUAUCAAACGUACUUAAAUCACUAAACAUAAACAACGUCUUACACUUUAUGUUUUAGCUUGGUCCGUGUCCCAUCUGCUAACAUGGAGGAGGAGGAGUUUAUGACCAAUACUGAUGGAUCAAGAUGAUUUGGCUUCACUUUAGGGAACCGUCACGGCAUCCAUCUUUAUUUACUACUGUGGAUGUUUGUUGUUUAUUUUCUGAUUCGAAUCAGAAAAAUACAUUCCGAUAAAACGAGAAGUUUUUACUCCUCCAUCACCGUCUUGUCCGAGGUCACAACACUUUCAACUCAGAACGUGAAACAGGCGAACGAGUCCUGGUUCAGUUUCCUCCGCAGUAAAAGUACUUUGACUCUGAGUACAUCAAAGUGCCAGUACUUCUUCUGUUUCAGUACUUGCUGCCAGUUUAGUAUUUUACUCGCAGAUGUUAACUCUGUUACUGUGUUGGUAAAAAUUAUGUAUAAUUUUGAUAUUUUUUAUGGACCAGUAUUGAUCGAUCGGGAUCUUUUUGUUGUUUGAUAAUCGGCUGAUACGACAUUCCUUAAGUUUUUAUAGCAGAAAAAUGAAAUCAUUCCAGCUGUUCCUCGCAGAUCGCUCACUGUGUUUAAUCUAUUGAUAGUUAUUCCUAAAAAAAGAUAAAACUUAAAAAAACAGCAGCAAAACAGGUAAAGGUGAUGCAGCAUCUGUACUGAAGAGAAUUAUUAAAGAAACUAAUGGAA
Messenger RNA from Limanda limanda (common dab), 3822 nucleotides. RefSeq lists its product as uncharacterized. The record is from RefSeq and is a predicted model, not a curated record. Gene Ontology annotation, biological process: regulation of transcription by RNA polymerase II. The coding region runs from base 311 to 1918 and encodes 535 amino acids. Gene Ontology annotation, molecular function: DNA-binding transcription factor activity, RNA polymerase II-specific; RNA polymerase II cis-regulatory region sequence-specific DNA binding. NCBI's taxonomy places the organism in Eukaryota, Metazoa, Chordata, Actinopteri, Pleuronectiformes, Pleuronectidae. The transcript has 3 exons.